Nannospalax galili (Upper Galilee mountains blind mole rat) is the source of this 1262-nucleotide messenger RNA. It is a transcript of the gene Cfap20, whose product is annotated as cilia and flagella associated protein 20. Gene Ontology annotation, cellular component: ciliary basal body; motile cilium. Gene Ontology annotation, biological process: positive regulation of cell motility; cilium assembly; regulation of cilium beat frequency involved in ciliary motility. The coding region runs from base 258 to 839 and encodes 193 amino acids. The transcript has 6 exons. The record is from RefSeq and is a predicted model, not a curated record. Lineage: Eukaryota; Metazoa; Chordata; Mammalia; Rodentia; Spalacidae.
CGCGGCCGCGGGGAGGGGCGCAGGCGAGCGGAGGGAUCCCGGCGCGGCGGGGUAGCGCUGCGCCUCCUCGCUGACAGGCUAGCGGCGCGGGCGGCAGUUGCUGUGGUUUCGGGCUGAGGUGGCUCGGUGCGCGCCGGGGCUUGCGGACCCGCGUCUCGCUCGGCGUCCUCCUUUCGCACUCGCGGUGCUCACUCGCCUUUGUUACUCGGUGUGAACGUCCACCUGCCUGGGGCGGCUACGGGACCGCGGCGGGAGAGAUGUUCAAAAACACCUUCCAGAGCGGCUUCCUCUCCAUCCUCUACAGCAUCGGCAGCAAACCCCUGCAGAUCUGGGACAAAAAGGUGCGGAAUGGCCACAUCAAAAGAAUCACCGACAAUGACAUCCAGUCCCUGGUACUAGAGAUUGAAGGGACAAAUGUCAGCACCACAUAUAUCACAUGUCCUGCAGACCCUAAGAAGACACUGGGAAUUAAACUGCCUUUCCUCGUUAUGAUCAUCAAAAACCUAAAGAAAUAUUUCACCUUUGAAGUGCAGGUACUUGAUGACAAGAAUGUUCGGCGGCGGUUUCGAGCAAGUAACUACCAGAGCACCACCCGAGUCAAACCGUUCAUCUGUACCAUGCCCAUGCGGCUGGAUGAUGGCUGGAACCAGAUUCAGUUCAACUUGUCUGACUUCACCCGGCGGGCAUAUGGCACAAACUACAUUGAGACCUUGAGAGUGCAGAUCCACGCAAACUGUCGCAUCCGACGGGUUUACUUCUCAGAUAGACUCUACUCAGAGGAUGAGCUGCCGGCAGAGUUCAAACUCUAUCUCCCAGUUCAGAACAAGGCCAAGCAAUAACUGGACUGCAGCUAAGGGAGAUGGACCCUGGAUACGACCUUAGUUUAAAAAGGAGACUAUAUGGGGACAAUGCAAAACACACUUAUAUGAAUCCACUGUGCUAUGGUUCAUUUACUACUUGGUGUCCCUUGUCAUGGACACCAGUGACCAUGCCACAACCCUGUUAAUUGCAUUGUAAGGUCAGUGGGGCAAGGUAGUGCUUUGAGUGACACACAACUGCUGGGUUUCCUCUGCUGCCUGCCCCAGCGUGUGUGUGUGAGAUACAUUUACCACAAACACAGAAUUAGAGAUGUCCUAGAAGGCAGUUUCAGACCAAUAUUUCUUCCUACAGUUUAUUCUUUGUUUUAUAUAUUAUCUAAAUAUAUGUAUAUGCUGUGUAAUACUCAUAAUCUGGAAAUGAAUAAAAUGAUAUAUUCUUGGUUU